CCCCGACACCUACAAGUAGGGAGAAAAAGAGCGAGGCGCACAGCCAUUCAACAGCAGCUUUGAGCAGGGGCGGAUUGGCGGGGUUCAAAGGAACAUCACGAGAGGGCAGAAGAGGCACCAAGAAGAGGCAAGGUGAGAGGAGGACUAAGCCCAGACCGCAGCUCUCGCCUCCACCUCAAUUGAGCUGUCUUCCGUCACCCUCCCGCCAUCCUCUUCCUUUCACUCCCUUCUCGAUUCCUCGACCAGCACGAUAAUAAGAAGGGUAUUUGCGUCCAUUAUCGCAUGCUCCGCACCUGUGGCAUCGAUCUCCAAUUAGUAGAACACGGCAUAUCGACGGCAAUUGUCCUCUUCCAAUCAGCAGGCGUCGGGCAGAGUCGGACUGACUGUGUAGGCAAAACCACCUCGUCGCCCUCCGAUCUCUCCCGUGCGUUCAUCGGGAAUAGCACUUCAUUUCGGCUUGGCCCCAUCGUCAGAAAGAUACAAUAUCAGGUCGAUCCCCAAGUCAUGGCUGCCGACUAUUCUGCUCGUCUCCAAGCUGUUCACCAGAUCAGGCCUCACUCGCCUUCUCCAGCAACUGGCACAGCACGUUCAGCUUUAGCCAAAGUCCAGCUUCGAGCUUUUACCACCAGAAUGGUCUCUCACUCUGUCAACAAGACCGCUCUCCACCCCGGGGGUGUCGAGCCAACCCGCGAGCACACCGAGCUCGAAGAAGAGCUCCACACGACGGCUCACAUUGACUACGACCGCGUUGCCAUUGUUGCCAAUCCAUCAGUUUCUGCUCUCUACGAAGAUGCCUUGGUCUACGAAACCGGCACAGCCAUUACGUCCUCAGGAGCUUUGACAGCCUACUCAGGCUCCAAGACCGGUCGUUCCCCGCUAGAUAAGCGUGUGGUCAAGGAGGAAAGCUCGGAGAAGGAUGUGUGGUGGGGACCAGUCAACAAGCCCAUGACUCCAGAGGUCUGGAAGAUCAACCGAGAACGUGCCGUCGACUACCUCAAUACACGGAACCGUAUCUAUGUCAUCGAUGGCUUCGCUGGCUGGGAUGAACGAUACCGCAUCAGCGUCCGAGUUGUCUGCGCCCGGGCCUAUCAUGCCCUCUUCAUGCGGAACAUGCUCAUCAGACCCUCUCGGGAAGAGCUGGAACAUUUCCACCCCGACUAUGUCAUCUACAAUGCUGGGUCCUUCCCUGCCAACAGAUACACAAGUGGGAUGACGAGCGCCACCAGCGUUGCCAUCAACUUUGCUGAGAAAGAGAUGGUUAUCCUCGGUACCGAGUAUGCUGGUGAGAUGAAGAAGGGUGUCUUCACCGUCCUGUUCUACGAGAUGCCCGUCAAGCACAAUGUCCUGACCCUGCACUCGUCGGCCAACGAGGGUGAAGAUGGCGAUGUGACUGUCUUCUUCGGUUUGUCCGGCACUGGAAAGACCACACUGUCUGCCGAUCCCAAGCGCAAGCUGAUCGGUGACGACGAGCACUGCUGGUCCGACAAAGGUGUCUUCAACAUCGAAGGGGGUUGCUACGCCAAGUGCAUUGGUCUGUCCGCGGAAAAGGAACCUGACAUCUUCAAUGCCAUUCGUUUCGGCUCGGUCUUGGAGAAUGUGGUCUUUGACCCCGAGACUCGAGAAGUCGACUACGACGACGCCACCCUGACGGAGAACACUCGUUGCGCAUACCCUAUCGAGUACAUCGGCAACGCAAAGAUUCCGUGUAUCAGCGACAACCACCCUAGCAACAUCAUCCUCCUGACCUGCGACGCUCGUGGUGUGCUGCCACCCAUCUCUAAACUGAAUACUGCCCAGACUAUGUUCCACUUCAUCUCUGGCUAUACGUCUAAGAUGGCGGGUACCGAAGACGGCGUCACGGAGCCCCAGGCUACUUUCUCUUCCUGCUUCGCUCAGCCUUUCUUGGCUCUGCACCCGAUGCGCUAUGCUAAGAUGCUUGCCGACAAGAUUUCUGAGCACAAUGUCAACGCAUGGCUGCUGAACACCGGUUGGGUCGGUGCCGGUGCUUCCACUGGUGGCAAGCGUUGCCCACUGAAGUACACACGCGCUAUUCUGGACGCCAUCCACUCUGGCGAGCUGGCCAAGGCCGAGUACGAGACUUACGAUGUGUUCAACCUCAGCGUCCCUAAGUCCUGCCCCAACGUGCCGGAUGAGCUCUUGAACCCCAAGAAAUCGUGGACCGGCUCGGCCGACUUUGGUGAGGAGGUGACUAAGCUCGCCAAGUUGUUCAACGAGAACUUCAAGAAGUACUCGGAUGAGGCCACUGAGGAGGUCAUCAAGGCCGGCCCCGCGGUGUAGAUGAAGGGAAGUGGUGCGGAGUGAAGCGAGCUGUCGUUGCGCUGGAUCGAGCUGGACAUGCUUUGUUUUGUUGAUUUCUCACUUGGGAAAACUUUGGCUGUACAAAGUGGCAUCGAAAGGGCGUUUGGAUAAGCAGCGUUCGAUUGUUUGGAGCAAGGAACAACAACAAUACGAACGCGAGACGCGAGAGGCAUCACGAUUUCAACGAACGGACAACAUUUAUGACGGCCUUCCUCCCACCCUGCUGUCUCACUCGCCCGUUGCGGCUUGCAGACACGCGGCGGAGGGAGUCGACUGGCCCCCAUUAUAUGCCUGCUACAGUAGCUACGAGAUGGGCGAUCAUUUUCCUGCGGCACCCAUGUGUUGAUAGCUUUCCUUGAUUAAACCCCCAAAAUCAAUGAGCUUUUUCGUCACUCGUACA
Messenger RNA from Cladophialophora immunda, 2719 nucleotides. RefSeq names its product phosphoenolpyruvate carboxykinase [ATP]. Gene Ontology annotation, molecular function: phosphoenolpyruvate carboxykinase (ATP) activity; ATP binding. The record is from RefSeq and is a predicted model, not a curated record. Gene Ontology annotation, biological process: gluconeogenesis. NCBI's taxonomy places the organism in Eukaryota, Fungi, Ascomycota, Eurotiomycetes, Chaetothyriales, Herpotrichiellaceae. Bases 283 to 2298 code for a protein of 671 amino acids. The transcript has 3 exons. Gene Ontology annotation, cellular component: cytosol.